AUGCCAUCUAUCGAAAGAGACGCCCCUCGAGACCAGGACCGGCCCAUGAAGCACCAACAUGCUGCAUCCAUUGACGUUGGCCGCGCCCUGGUUCCCAUGUGGGACAGCUCUGACCCCGAGAGGGCCCCUCCUCCGCUUCCUCUGAACCCCCAAUCUCCUGGGGUCUCCCGCACAGGCACCUCGUCCGCGAUCCAAUCGGCCCAUGCCGCUAUGGCCGAAAAGGCCCGUGAGAACGCGGCGUUGGUGCCUCACCUCCCCAAGCGCGUGGAUGCGUCUCCGGAACGAUCCGGGCUGCGACCGUCAUCCCACCGCCGCAUGCAGUCCCUCCAGCCCGCAUCCGUGAAAGACAUGAGCUUUAUGCUAGAGUCCGCCAGCGGCCGCGAGUCACCCCAGUCCGUACCUAGGUCCCCAGAGAAAAUGGACCGCCCAAGUACUCCCCAGAGGCGGGACACCCGAGACGUCUUCGUGGAACCGCGCGAUGAGAGGCAAGACCGGUCGGCCACAAGUACACCGGUACCGGGGCCCAGUCUGACCCCGAUCAUCCGCCCAACCGCCCUCAGACGACCUCAGUCGAGCAUCCUCGGCGAGAACGCACCACCCCAGUCAGCUACCAUGCUGGCUCUCCAGAACAUGAGCACCCAGGCUAUCAGCAGCAGUAGCAACAGCGCCCCCGUCUCGCCGCUAAAAGAACCUGAAAACCCUCUCGCUAAUAUCACGAACGGUUCCAAGGCGCUCGUCAAGCCCCCCGGCUCGCUAGAUUCUUUGUCUAGCCAGAUCCUCUCUCUGACCGACAUUGCCACCACCCUUCAGAAAGAGAUGUCACUGCUCAGCAGGCGGAGCAGGGACAAUGCCACUGACCUGCUUAGCCUGAAGGAGGCUACCAACACCCGUGACGAGGACAUCCGGAAGAGCCUUCGUGAACUCAUGGCUGAAGCGAAGGCGAGGGCCGCCAACAACACCAGGGAUCCUUACGGGGGACCUUUGCUCUUGGAGGGUCGGCAUCCACCUUCGUCGCCCACGCUCUCCAAGACGGCGCGACCGUUCUCACUACCCCGAAUACCAUCCCCCAAUAGCUUUGCGGCUUCCUUUGACAGGGAGUCGCUACUUAGUACUCCUUCUCUUGUUUCGGACGCCCCACCAGCCGCUACCUCGGGUUUACUCGACAAAAUCAUGCGGGAUAUGGGUACCAGGGAAGGUCAGGAGAUGCUUUUGGGUCGUCUGGCUGAGCUGGCUGACAGGCUUUCCGGCAUGGCCUCGGCCGCUAAGGUGGAAGAGCUACUUCGCUUCCUCAAGUCUAACCAACAACAGGCCGUCGUCCCGCGUGCGGGCGGGGCUGAUGGGAGCAACCGUGGCCGGAAUUGGAGCUUUGACGAAGACGACACCAUAUCACGCCGGAGCGCCCUAGAUUACCUUCAGGCAGCCUCAGCCUCCCAGUCCUCGCGGAUACUUCCUAGGCAGGACACCCGGAGCACCCGGAGCGCUGACGGACUCGGCGACGAUGUUCUCCAGGCCAUCCGCAGUGUCAAGGAUAGUGUAGCGCAGGGAGGCGGUCUUACAGCGGAGACCAAAGCGCUCGUCCGAGAGCUUCGCGGCGAGGUUCUUGGUAUGGGUCGUGAGAUCGGCCGCCGGCUGGAUGAAGUGGCCGAACAAAGCCCUGGCGGAGCCGAAGGCGUCACCAAGGCCGAGAUGGCUCGGGUUGUGGAAGAAGGCUUGUCCGAAAUGAGCCAGCAAAUGAACAGUCUGCUCCGCGAGCACCGUCGGCAGUCCACGGGCACAGCCUCCCCACGCGAGUCUUCCAUCGACUACAAGGAGAUUUACAACAGCGUUCGUGCAGCCCUCAAGGACACGCAGGCCACCAAGCCACGAUCUCCCGAACUUCGUAGGGAGGACGUCGUCCAGGCCGUCAAGGAUGCUUGGGAAAAGUACAAACCCGAGAUUGAGAUUCAGCAGAUCGGGUUGGAGAGGGAUGAGGUUCUGGCCUGUCUGCAGGAGGGGCUUCGCGCCUACGCCCCUCGGGACGACCGACCUCCCGGGGCCACCCGGGACGAAGUGUUCCAGGCUGUUACGGACGGUCUGAAGCACUACGUCCCUCCCAAGGUGGAGAUACCCCCCGCUCUGUCUCGGGAUGAGAUUCUCGACGCUGUCAGGGAGUGUCUGGAAGAAUUCGAGUUCCCCGUUGCGCCGGGCAUGGGUAGCGACUUCACCCGCGAGGAUAUGCUGGAUGCCGUUAAGGAAGGCCUCCACUCAUUCGACUUCCCUACCCCCCCAGCGCCCGCGCCCGUUUCCCAGGUCACACGGAGCGACGUGCUCGACGCCGUUACUCAGGGAUUGCACAGUUUCGACUUCUCGACUGUCAACUCCAACGCUUUGGUGCCACAGUCGGUAUCCAAAGGGGACGUCUCUGAUGCCGUCAAGUCAGGCCUCAAGUCGCUUGAUCUGUCGUCCGACAUCCUGGACGCGGUCAAGGAAGGUCUCGAGAGUUCGGAUCUCCCUACGAAUGUGCUCCAGGUGGUGAUGCAGGGUAUUCAGUCUUUCGACUUUGCUGCUGCUAUUCCCCGGCCGGAUCUCUCGAGGGUGGAUGUGGCCGAUGCCGUCAAGGAAGGGAUUGAGAGCCUCGAUUUCAACAACAGCGUCACCAACGCCGUCAAGCAAGCUCUCAAGGGCUUUGAUUUCUCCUCGGCUCACUCGGCUCACUCGUCUUCCGCUCUGGUCCCUCAUUCCGACGUCUCUCGCGCUCUACCUACCAACAACGAGGAUGUGGCCGACGCUGUCAAGGAAGGGCUCAAGUCCGUGGACCUCAGCAAGGACGUGAGCGAGGCUGUGAGGAAAGCGUUGGAGGCGUUUGACUUCUCCGUUGUCUCCUCCGCCGUUGUUUCUCAGCCUGAAUUCUCUCGCGGUGAUGUUGUCAGUGCCGUCAAGGAAGGUCUCGAUACGGCCCAUCUCUCCAAGGAUGUCGCCCAUGCGGUCCAGGAGGUUUUGGAGUCCUUCGAAUUUCCUUCCUCCUCGGCCGCCGUCGCUGCCUCUUCUGGCCCAGACCUGUCUCGUGGGGAUGUGGUUGAUGCUGUCAAAGAGGGCCUCGAUUCCUUGGAUCUCUCCACUGGCCUCGGAGACGCGGUGAAGAAGGAGCUAAACGCUUUUGACUUCUCCGCCAUCCAGUCCACCGCACUGGCUGCGCCAGGAAGCGGCAACAGCGACGAUGUCAUGCAACGCCUCCAGGAGAUCAAGGAGUUGUUGCAGGGCGAGAUCAAAGCGGCAUCCGAGGAGACAAAGCAGAACAUUGCUGCCAACGCCCUAGGCACCGAGCAGGUCCUCGAUGCGACCAAGGAUGGCUUUGAAAAGCUGCGUCAGGAGAUGGAAGACUAUGUCGACCGUGCCAAGAGUGACUCCGGCUCGGAGCAGGCCGUCGACCAGCUCUUGGACACCUUGGAUGGAUUCCGCGAGGAUCUGACUGAGUUGAUCACACGCUCCUCAGACAACUCCCGUACGUUCCUCAAGGGUGAGGUUGAUUCUAUUCGCGAUAUUGUGAACUCCUCCAUGGUCCCAGCAGCUCCCCAGCAGCUCAACAACAAGGAGCUCAUCGAAGCCCUCCAGGAAGGACUCCAAGGCCUACGGUCGGAGAUCAGUAGCCGACCGAUUGCUGGGCUUACCGAAAUUUUGGACGCUCUGCAGGAGGGAUUGGGCGACAUCCGUACCAGCCUAAACAACCUCCGCGACAAGCCGGCCGACCUGACCGCGAACGAUGAGAUUCUGGAGGCGCUGAAGGAGGGACUUGAGAGCCUGCGGUCCGACAUUGACUCCCUCCGUGAAGAGAAGCAGAAUGACCGUGCUCUGGCCACCAUCAGCAAUGACACGAAGGCAAUCGAAUCGACGGAACAGAUGCUCAAGCAUGACGAUAUCAAGAACCUCGAGGCCUUGAUCACUCAGCUUGGCAUCAAGGUCGAGGCCCUGGAGUCGACUCCAAAGCCGGAAGUCAGCUCCCUGUCCAAGGAAGACCUCGCUGAGAUGGAGAAGGUGCUUCGCGACGUCACGGCCUCAGUCUCCAACAUGCCAAACCGGGAACCGUUGGAGGCUUUGGAAGAAAGCAUUCGCAAGAUCCAGGAGACGGUGGAUGAUCUGGCUUCGAAGGGACCUGCGCCCCUGCCGCGAUCUAGCACCGAUGCGGCUUCCAGGGAGGAUGUCGAGGCUAUUGAGACCAUUCUCCGGAAUACGAAGGGCCGUCUGGACGAUCUCAUGGACGGCGAGCAGGCUAUCCGCAAGGAUCACAUCGAUGGCCUGGAGACUCUAAUUCUCGAAGCCCGUGAAAGCGUCAACGGUCUGUCCUCGCAAUUUGAUGUCAUCUCGCGCAAAGAGCACAUCGAUGCCCUCGGGUCGCUUCUCGACGACACCCGGCAGAGCCUGGGCGGCUUGGCCACCCAAAUGGACAAUCUCUCCCGCAAGGAGGAUGUCGCUUUGGUCGAGUCGCUCGUGAACCAGGUUGUGGCCGCUUUUGACGAGAUGAAGGAGCGCCACGAGAAGGCCCUCGAAGAUCCCGAAAAGAUCACCAAGACGGAUGUUGAGGCUGUCGAGGCCGUGUGCCUCGACACCAAGUCCCUCGUGGAACACAUCCAAAAGGUCGAUCUCGUCAAUCUGCCGUCAAAGGAGGACCUUGAGAGCCUAGAGCUCCGCCUCGGUGAUGUCAAGGACAAGUUGGACGCUCAAGCUGACGCCAAUAUCAAGGGCUUUGAGGAGCGCCAGGCGGAGAUUGUCGGUGUGAGCGUCGCUGUAACCGAGGUCAAGACUGCCCUGGAUGAGUUCCAGUCACUCGUGCGGUCCAAGUUCGAGGAUGGUGGUCGGGGUAUCGAUUCGAUCCAUACUAUCCUCGACGCAUUGGGCGAGAGCGUUCGCAAGAACGACAACAUCAGCGACGAUGUCAAGGAACUCCUCGACACAGUGAAACUUGAAUUUGAGGACUCCAAGACUGGCCUUGUCGGCGUCAAGCUGGAGCUGGACGAGAAGCUCCAGUCCGCUGCGGAAUCAAUGCUCGCCAAGCUGGAUGAACGCAUGGCCGAGCUCAUGACCAAGCACGAAGAACUCCAGCUGACGCAGGACGAGCGCGCCGCCAAGGGCGAGGAAAGGGAUUCCGGCAUGGAAGCGGCCAUGAUUGAGACGAAGACGAUUGCGGAGGAGCUCAAAUCCCUGGUCGACACGCUGGGCGGUGCCGUUACGGAGUCCAUGGAGAAGGUGGAGGAAUCCUCCAAGACGGUGUUUGAGCGCGUUGAUGAGCUGGUCACCAAGUCGGACGAUAACCAUGCUGACAACAAGGUCGAGCACCAACUUACCCGCGAACAGGUCCAGGAGGCCAUUGGCAAGGUAGACGGUCUUCACGGCCAAGUGUCAGAGUACCAGCCCAAGAUCUUGGAGAGUGUGCAGGAAGUCAUGAUGGCCCUUUCCCAGCAUUACGAGAACCUCAAGACGUCAACUCUGGCGAUUCAGGAGCGGGUCGAAAACCCCCUGUUGCCCCCGCCGCCUGAGAAGUAUGACGACACGGUGGUGCAUGAGAAGCUCGAUACUCUGGUCGGCCAUACCCUGGUGGCUGGCAAAGCAUUCGAGCAACUCGACACACUUGACCAAGUCCACGCGCAGGUCAAGGCCACUGCCGCCGAACUGGCCGCCUUCCUUGCCGCCCAGACUCAGCGCAUCGCCGAUGAGCACGAGGACCGAGAGAAGACGCUCCAGGAGACUACGAUCACACUGGAGCGACGCCGGGAGGAGAUUGAUCAGGUUGAGGCUCUUUUAGCCACCCUCCGCGACGAAGAGGCACGGUUGAAGGAAGCGAUCACGGUUACCCUUCCGGAAGAGCAGAGCAAGAUCAAUGAGCAGUUCCUUUCCAACAUGAUUUCCGAAGAGUUCCGGCUCAAGGAGGCGACCACCACCCUGAUUGACGAACAGGCUCGGUUGAAGGAGACGUUCCUGGCUGCCCUCCACGAUGAGCAGGCGCCCCGGAUCAUGGAAACCAAUGUUGCUCUGAAGGAGGAGCAGGAGCAGCUGAAGGAGACGUUCCUGGCUAGCCUCAAGGACGAGCAGGCCCGGCUAAUGGAGAGCAACGUCGCCCUCAAAGGGGAGCAAGACGCAUUGAAGGAGGAGUUCCUCGCCAGCCUCCGUGAGGAAGAGGGCCGCCUCAAGGGAAUAAACGAGGCCCUGCGCGAGGAACACCAGAAUCUCAAGGAUGCCUUCCUCGCCAAUCUCCACGACGAAGCGGCACUUCUUAAGGAGUCGAAUGCCCAUAUCCGGGAGGAACAGGAGCGUCUCAGGGAGUCUUUCGCCGCGACCUUCAAGGAGGAAGAACAGCGGCUGCGCGAGGCUAAUGAGGCACUACGACUGGAGCAGGAGCAGAUGAAGACCACCCUCAAGGAGGAACAGGAGCGGUUCAAGGUUGAGUUGUUGGCUAACCUUAUGGAAGAGGAAACCCAUCUCAAGGAGGCCAACGCUGCGCUCCGCGAGGAACAAGAGCUCCUCCGCGCCGAUUUCCUGGCCACGCUCAAGGAGGAUGAGUCUCGCAUCAAGGAUAGUCUGGAAGCGCUACGGUCUGAACAAGAAGGUCUUAGCCGCCAAAAGACGCGUCUCAACGCCGAGUUGUCCUCAUUGGAUACCGCCCUGCGUCUUCGCCGUGAGGAACUCCACGACAUGGAAGCGCGCGCCGAGAGCCUUGAGCGCCGGAUCUUGGAGGGCGUCAUGGACCACUCCCGAGUUCUGCUUAUGGCCAAGACGAACCGCGGCAACGUUAACAGCACCCGCGACACGAUGAGCCGCAAGCGUGUGACCUCCAGCCAGAGAUCUGCUCAAGCAACGCCAGAGGCGAACGGUAACUCUUCGGGGACUGCCAACAACAGCAAAUCCCGCAGCGCCAUCAACAUGGCCAUGUCGGCGCGCAGCAAGGCCAACACGCCCAACGGUGCACCAGCAUCCUCAAACCGGCGAAUUUUGUCGCUCAGCCAGAUCACUAACAAUGUCCCCUCGGGCGGCAUGAAGCGCAGCCAGAGCGUUAGGACAGCCGGCGGCGCAGCCGCUGCAAGGGGGCUGAGGAAGUCGACCUGGGCGCCGCCUGUUCCUGCGCUGCCUGUUGGUGCGGCAAAGGGUUACGGGGAUCUCAAGGCUGCGGGCGGCGAUGGCAUGGGUGAGGAUGAUAAAGAGAACGCAGGCAUGGGCCAUCGCUUGCACGAGGGCGAGGAGGAUGCGUAUCAUGAACACCAGCAGCGUGAUGUAUCAUCAUCAAAACCGCCGGUGGACAUCGUCAUUUCGGAACCUACCAUCACCACCACCUCAGAGCCCGACAUCGUGAACAUCUCGGUUACGCCCUCGUCCGUUACGGAGUCGGGUGAGCACCAAACCCCACGGGGCGACGAGACGGAGGACGACGAGCAGAAUUUCCUGGAUGCAGAGGAGGACCGCUUCAGUGACCUCGGAGAGGAUGCAGUGGAUAUGGACGGGGAGGAUGAGGAAGGGGAUGCACGGAAUCUGAGGAGUUUGAGGCGGUCGAGCCAUGGUACGACUGUGAUCACGCCUGCGGACGAGGAGGGCCGUGAGGAGGAGCGGAAGGGCGAUGGAGACAUCGACGACGCGGCGAGCGACUGGACGGAGAGUGUGGUUGGGAGGGAAAGUGAAGGGAGCGUGGAUGCUGGUGGGGAUGACCCAGUGGGAGUGAUUGAGACGGGCGUGCCGGUUGCGGCAGCUAGUUGA
Molecule: messenger RNA, 7716 nt
Organism: Dichotomopilus funicola
Lineage: Eukaryota; Fungi; Ascomycota; Sordariomycetes; Sordariales; Chaetomiaceae
Exons: 3
Coding region: 1-7716 (2571 amino acids)
Source: RefSeq, a predicted model, not a curated record